Messenger RNA from Alternaria ethzedia, 834 nucleotides. RefSeq lists its product as uncharacterized. The transcript has a single exon. Gene Ontology annotation, cellular component: Rad51B-Rad51C-Rad51D-XRCC2 complex; centrosome; replication fork. NCBI's taxonomy places the organism in Eukaryota, Fungi, Ascomycota, Dothideomycetes, Pleosporales, Pleosporaceae. Gene Ontology annotation, biological process: DNA strand invasion; double-strand break repair via homologous recombination. The record is from RefSeq and is a predicted model, not a curated record. Bases 1 to 834 code for a protein of 277 amino acids. Gene Ontology annotation, molecular function: four-way junction DNA binding.
AUGUCUCCACCGCCAACCCAUCACGCCUCAGGAGCCGGAAAAACCUCACUCAUCUACCUCAUCAUCGCCCACGCCAUCCUCCCUCCCAGCUGCUCUUCCGCCCCUCUCUAUGGCCAAGAAGCAGCCGUCAUACUAUUCGACCCACUGCACCACUUCAGCAUCCCUCGACUAGUAGAAGUCAUGUCCAGCCUUUUCAAAACCAGCCUUGUCGCCACGGAAAAGGAAAUCAAUGACGUCCUCAAAUCCGACAUGAAAUCCGUAAUCAAGGCUGCACUACCACACCUCCACAUCUUCCGCCCACAGUCCUGGCCUUCUUUCCUAGCGACACUCGAUUCGCUACCAGAAUACCUUCUCAAUGAUAAUCCUCAACACAAGAGUAUGCACCGUCGCAUCCACUCCAUCAUCCUCGAAGACAUCGAUGCGUUCGUCUGGUCGAUACGAAAUACCAGUACUACCGUAUCUAGCUCCUCGAAUACCCUCGCGACGGCAUCCAUACAGCUUACCACCAGCGUUGCGAAACUGGGCAAGCUACUCUCCUGCGCUACAAUACUGACAUCGCAAUCUACCACGCUGUCAUCGUACCGGCCGUCGUUGCCUACAUCGUGGCCACAGGGCUCCCCAGUUACAAGAUUAGCAGUUCGGCGGGUAGAUGUGCUCAAGUUCGCUCCGGCGAUUAGUGUGGAAGAUGCUGAGAAGGAGAGAGUGCAGCGAUGGGAAGUGGUUAGUCGCGGCCGAUUUGAGUGCUGGAGGGUUGGUGUGGGCGCGAGAGACGGCGAAGGAUUUGUUUUCAGGGUAGGGAAGGGGAUUGAGAUGGAAAGAGAGGGUGGAAGGUGA